GGAACCCGUUCUUUUCAAUCAAUGAGACAAAUAGUGAAGAACUACCAGCGAGCUUUGUUUUACAUCUGGAUAGACCUCUGGUUGUUUCAGCCUCGAUACUCGAGAAGAUUCACUCGACGUUGGAAACUUUUAAAGGAGGUAACUCAAAUGUAUUAACAUGAUAAACAAAGACACAUUGGAAAAAUUUGAUGAACUCAUAAAGACGAAAAGAUAUCUUAGAUAAACACGCUGAGCAUUAUCGCUGAGUAUUCAUUAUACAUGCAUGGAUUGCGGGAUAAGUCAAGAAUUUUCCAGCGCUUUUUAUUCUGCUUUAGUUUGGCUUACAGUACUUAUAACAAAAUUAGGCGGGAAUACUGAAUAUUCGGGGCAAACGUCCCUUCACCAACUGUGUUAAACUCGGUUUCGUUGCAGCUGUAGUUAGUUCUCGGUUUCAAAAAUAUAGGAACCAAAUACGCCACCCAUACGAUUCGAUCACCAUAGAAAUCUUGUUUAUACGCCGCAGACAUAACUUUUAUAAGAUGAUCAUUCUCCAGUAGGGCAAUCACGAUUCUAGCUUCUUUUUCCUUUAAAGUGGGUUGAAAGCGUUUCUAACCAUGCUUGAGUCAAGUAAUAUUCUCUUUGCGGCUUUAGCCUUCACAUCAAAUUUUUAUGAAUAAAUACAAAUACUUCCAGUACACAUCAGAAUAUAUCAAAUAUCAUGUGACCUCACUUGUAAUGCGAAUUGUCGCUAAAACGUGUCACUUAGGAAACCACAUUAGGCGUUUAUUCGCGUUUGAAGUCUUUGUGAAAAAGUCCAUCAGUUGUGCUCUUGUGGACAAAACAAUAACGACAGCUCAAAUUCUCGUUAAAUUUGCAUAAACAAAUUAUAUUGUAAUUGUAUUUAAUUAUAUUAUAUUUGUUUGUUAAAACAUUGCAAUAGACAAAUUUGGCUGACGUUUGUUUAUACCCAAUUCACAAUUUUAUAUAUACAGUAUAUUUCACAUGCCUAGUUAUCAUUGUUCUAGUAUACAGAAGCAUAGAAUAGAACAAAGGUAACUAUAAGCUUUGGAAUUAUCUGCAUAAGUGAAUAACUCUUAUACAUACCCUCUAUAUAAUGCUCAGUUACUUUUGUUCUAUUCUAUGCUUCUGCAUACUAGAGCAUGUGAGCUAUCUAAAGUUGUAAAUUGGGGAGCAGCGAUGUAAACAACGGAGUGUGAGCCCCCUAUAGAUGGGCACUUGUGCUCUUGGGACAAACAGUAGUUGCAAUAUUUUUAAAUAACUCCCCCCCCCCCGCCACAAAAAAAAAGCCCAAAAAAUACAAAACCCAAAUUUGUCUAUUAUAGUUAUCGCGAAUCCUUAGGCUAAUUCUCAUUAUAUUUAUCUGUAGUCGUCCAACCAUAUAAGUAUAGAAAUAGUUAAUUUUAUAUCACCCUAUUUAAUUAAUUAUUGUAAUUGUCUGUUUUUCUAAUACAUAUAUAGAGAAAUUUAUUCAAAAUUCUAAAGCGUACAUGGACUGUCUAAUCAUAAAAAAGGUAAGAAGUUCGUCUGUCAAUGUGUUAGUUUCCCUGUAUGUGCUGUCAUUAAUUAAUAUUGUUUGACUCUCAAUAAUUCCAUAUAUUAAUAGUGGCUCAAAGAAAGAAACAUGGAAUAUAGCGCGCAAAUGGCAUACCGCCAGGUUUGUUUGAAAGAUUAGAGAUUUUGAAACUGAUGUUACCUUAUUAUAGGAAAUUAACGAUGCACUUUAUUAACGCGGAUUUUAAAAAUUCGCGUUAAUUUAAUUAAUGUUAAUUUAUGUGAUCGUUAAUUUUAAGUAUGUAAUUUUCAUUUAUCGUUAGUUAAAAAUACCUAGAUUUGUUUUAUAUAACACUAUAACUCUUUUAAUAUCAAAAUACAGCAUAUUAACGUAAACUAAAAACAUCAGUGCUCCUCUUAACAUUAAACCUUUGUUGUUGUUGUGUCUAUAUUUUCUGAUUCGCGUUAAUUUAAUUAAUUUGUCAACCAUGGAGAUCAGAUUCGCGUUAAUAUAAUCAUGUUUUAAAAGACCUAGAAGCAAUCCGCAUUAAUUUGAUGUCGCGUUAAUAAAGUGCAUCGUUAAUUUCCUAUAAUAAGGUACUUAAUUUUUAUAAUCACCGUUCUUACCAGCUUUUUUACGUAGCAAAAUCCUUAUUCACACUUUUAUAAGACCAACAACGUUUACGAAAUUAUCGUUCAGGCACAUGUUGUUUUCCUUUCACGUUUCCUUUAAUAAAAUAUUAAAUUACCUUAGUCAUACCUAGAAGAGAUCAUUCUAUUGUCCGCUAUCUUAGCUUCGCCCAGUCAUAGGGCCGUUUAUACCUGGAGUUAUUCCAGAAUUUAUAUAGAGUUCACUGGUUCAACCCACAGAUAAUUGAGUUCUGUGUUGGCAGAUAACUAUAAGUUGUUUGUGCACAAUUCUAUAUAAGAAAUUUUCAGAAACCACGUAGUGACAUGAUGGUCAGUACUUUUUAGUGAAAAAGGCCAUUUUUGUAAAGCUUCAGAGAACUAUAUAAGAUAUAUCAACAAGUAUUAAAAACUAAUAAUAUACAUGAAAAACUUUCUCAAUUCUGAUUGGCUAAGAGCAGUGCAAUUUUUCCGAAAUACAGUGCCAAAAAAUGAAAUACAGCUAGUGCAAAAAAAAAGAGAUACCGUGCAAAUUUCUUAAUUUUUUAUUUUUCAAAUUUCUUAAUUUUCUUUAAGAAAUUAAAAUUUCUUAACUUUUAAAUAUGACUUACGCACGUGACUGCACAAUUUUCAUGUAUAUUAUUAAUAAGUAAUAGUAUGGUUUCUCGUGAAAUUUGAAAAAACAACACUCGUGAGUUUUUGAAAGACUUCAAAUUUGAUAUUCUUUGAAAAACUCGCUCGUGCAUGUUUUUUCCAAAUUGCACUCGAAUUGCAUGUUUUGUAUAUUUUUCUUAUUUCAGAAACUUCCUGAAGAAAAACAUAUCUACCGUAUUUCAGAGAAAGAUCUUCAAGGAAGUUUGUCUUUGAACAGUAAUGUUGGUGUAGUUAUUUCAAGAAUUCCCUUCACACACUGUCAAAAUGUCGUGAAGAUAAUCCGGGUGAGAUAUGAGAUGUGCCCUGUGUAUUUGUUGUUGGUUGAACUAAAUCCACAAGUUUGUGGAUUUCGACAUGCAACUGUCUCUGUGGUUGAAACACUGCACCGGAAUCGAAGGGCCGCAGAUUCGAUUCCUGCCAGUGGGUCGAUAAUUGCAUUUUUCGCCACUGCUCCUGGUUAUAGGUCUAAUAGAACUGUAUAAAAAUCCCACUCGAAAUUUCCAUCUAGAUAGUGAGAUUGUCGCGUGGGUAGAGGGUAUUAGACGGUUGCGAGGAGUUACGGACUAUUAUGUUCAAGUGGGAAAAACAAUAUAUCGCGAGUGAGCGCAGCGAACCAGGGAGAUAUUGUUUUUGACACGAGAACAUAAAUCCAUAUCUUCUCGCAACCGUUUAAUGUUCUGUUUAUUAUAUGGACUUAUUCGGAGUGACAAAAAUACACGCAAAAUUAAGAAGUAAAGAAGUAAGCGCGCGAAAGACCUGUAUAAAAGCGAUAGUGCAAACAUAAAACUAGAAUAAAUUUUACUUAUCUCAAGAUGUCUUUUAAAUGUUUUCGUUUUAUUUCCAACGCUAAUUUCGUUUUAUAUACGAACCAAAGACCAUUUGUAUUUACAAAACAACAACAAUGAAAAUGGUGGGAAAUUUUCGAACUUCGUAUGUCACUACUGAUGUCACUCGCAAGCGUUAAAUACGGAAAAUACGCGCACUUAGCCCCGGAUGUAAUGACAUAUCAGUUUUACGAGUGUUUAAGUUUCCAGCCAAACACCAUUGUCCGUAUAAUAAAUACGUAGUACAUGUACUUAUAGCUGGGAAAAAGAUGUAUCAGACCGUAAUAUCUGCGUAUACCUCCAAUACCUAAGUGUUCGAAUUGUCGCACCAUAGAACGAGGCCUAACCUGGUUUGCGCAAGCUGUGAGCAUGCAGUUACCCUACAUGCAGUUUCCAUGCAGUUUCCAUGCAGCACCUACCUUUCCCUCAAGAAAGUUUUCGUCGAGUUGUGUUGUAUUUGAAUGUAGUUUUGGAGAAACUGCGAUGUUUAUACACAUCAAAUCUCCGGCUAAAGUGUGUACAAUGGUUUAAAUAAAUUAUUUGCGCUUUUUAAAAUUUUUUCCAUAAUAUAUUCGUUAAAAAGAAUUGUAGAUCAUAAGUUUCUAAUACUUCGCGAAUUAUGUAGUGAAUAACGCAUUCUUUAUUCCUCGUUUUCAGCUUCUCCGACAGCAGUUAGUAUACAAUCAAAUACUCACUAGUGUACUCUCUUCACAAACCAUACAAGAUAGUGGUAAGUGACACAUCGUCGCCAUUCUCCUCGUUGUCUCUCUUUCCAUUAAAUAUAUCGACUUGUACCUGACAACACUUUACAGACCAACACGUAACCACAGUAUAAGGCUUACUCCAGGACAAAAAAUCUCUUUAAGUUGCCCCAAGUCGCCUAAAGAUGUCAAAAGUCGCCUAAAGCCGCGCUAAGUCGCAUAACCUCUAUAAUAUAAUGGUGAUGUUUUCUGGGCAUAUUAACUCAUCAAACUCUAGGAAUUCCCCUUAAAAAAUUGUGUUCGGAAAUUUUUGUUUAUUUCGUCAUUCCGCUGAUAUGGCGAUUUCUUUGACGACUGCAAUAUAUUUCUGAAUUGUUUGAGUGAAUUGCUCUUUAUUAUUAAAAUAUCCAAAAUUAAAAAAAAGCCGAACACAAUUUUGAAACUGACGUCUUUAGCUAUGUCCUGCGAAAAUUUGAGAAAAGUUGGUUAAAACCCGCAGGAGAACAACUCGUUUAAAAAUCAGUAAUUACCGUAAAAUUCGUUGGGAGAAAAUUGAAUUUGAAUAUUACAUUUUCAAUGUUUUUCUUAUUGCAGCGAAAUGUAUUUUAUUCAAUAACUCUGCGAGUUUUCAACAUUUUUCGUUCAAACUUGGUCAGAUAGUCGAACUAGUCUAAUGCUUUCAUGGAAACCAAUAAAAAAAUUUUAGAUAGAAGUAACACUCAAAGGUGUUCUGUAACCGUAAGACGAGGUCCAUGCAGUUCGUGUGGUUCUACACAUGCAUACAUAUAACUAGGUUCCAUGCAUGUUCGUGUUUCCUUGAUCACUUUUUCCAGAAGCAGGGAAAUAUGUGCAGUAUAGUUGUUACCACUUUGUUUAUAGAAUUAAUUAUUUCGAUAAAAAGAAUGUAAACAAAGCUGACGCAUGCAAACAGACUGCGCCUGCACUGUGUCAUGCCAUGACAUCAAAUUGCACCCUCUACAAAUUCCCAACUACUGUACCUAGAUAUGGUUAUAAAUCUCUUCUUCUGAUCACUCCUUUUUGAAGGAUUUCUUAAUUGUUAAAUAAUAAUAAUGGCCACCAUGGUGGCUCUUCAUGAGGAUUAUACAGCAUUUCCACCAAGGUGGCUCUUUAGAAAUGUUGUCUGAGCGUAGUAGAAUUACCUCACUACAACAGCAAAACCAACGAGCAACAAUAAUUAUGCUUAGCCCAUAUGGCGUCUGCAAUAUCACAUUGUUUUGGCUCCCGCUUUGAUCUGUAAAUUGAGUGCUGUUGUAUCCACUUAGGUCUGGAAGAAUACGAUGGUCCAUGUUUUGACGUCAGCACAUCUAAUCCUUUUGUUGUCGUGAUUACAUUUGAAGAAUCCAUUACUUCAAGUUUAGCUUCAGGUACGUCCGCAUUACGAAUAAUUUUGAAGCAUUUUAGUAACAACAAACAAAUUAUACUGAGGAUAAUAGCUGUGGGCUAGGACUAUUUAUGUUAAAUUCUAGUUUUUGUGUUAAAUUUUAGUUGAAUUUCAAGUGAAACCAGAUUGUAAUAUUGGAGUGAAGUUCAACCCUCGGAAAACUGCAUUUUACGAUUCCGGCUACGUCUCAAGGGUUAUACAGAAGUAAGUAGAGAAGAAACCAGGCGUUUCAAAAAGGAAAUAAUAUAAUCCUAAUUAUAGUGUGAAAUGCCAGAAAUUGUCUCCAAACAUUUCAGUAGAAAUAUUCAGAAAUUUUGUUUUUCUGCAAGUGCAUCUGAAAUGUUACUGUAAGUUGUUCUCAUCUCUGAAACAACGAAAAUGCUGGAUGUCAUUCAUUUGUUGCGGCCAAUUAUUCAGAGAUGGAUCCAGCCAGAUCUUGUAAGGGGAGGUGUUCAUCAGGGUGCGACUAGAAAGCAUGACCAUUUCACUCUCAUGUUACUCUACAGUAUUUUUAUUUUGUAUUCCUUAUACCCCCUUAUGUAUCCCCCCGUACCCCCAAGUAAAUCAUCCCUGCAAUUAUUGUGCAGACCACUGUAUUGUUGAACAUUAGAGAUCAGUUAUGAAGUCUAAUUAUCCAUCGCUGAUUUUAAAGAAAAAUUAAAGAAAAAACACUUUGAUGUGUUAUGUAUAGCAAUUGCCACAAUGUGCAAAAGUUUUCUAAAAAUGUUCCAUACAAUACUUAUCGGGUAUCAUAUGUCCGACAUUGACACUAUCUAUAGUUGAAUUUAACUACUUUUUAUACUACCGGCCCCAGAUGUACAAAUAUUCAGAUAUUGCAAAAUUACAACAGCACGCAUUGCUUUGACCUUUCCUAUAGGUGUUUGUCAAUACCAGUUACAAUGAAAUACAUUUUCAAAAAAGCGAGAAAGAUGCAAUCCAACAAUGAAACCCCAAUGGUGGUUGAUGUGGACGAAACAGACUCGACGUUUAUUCAAACCCCGGACAUGCAUUCUCGACAAGUCCUUCCACAGUCAAGUGCUUAUAAUCUGCUCGCAUCCAUGAUUGCAAGGCCGGAUACCUUACCAAUACUCCCGAGCACCAACCCCGGGCUUGUACUCCCCCUCCUAUCUCCAUCACCCACUUUGCCGAAUAUGCUUCAAACACCGUCACCCUCGGCUUCCAGUUUUCCCUUUGUGUUUCAACCUAGCCAGGGUAAAGAAAAUGAACAGUUCCUCGAAGAUAAUAAUUCAGUCCCGAGCAAAGAAAUGGAACAACAACCACAACCACCACCUGUGAAACCACCGCCUAUCAGAAUGAAGAUCAAAAAAGUUGCUAGUAACUAUAUCAUCGAAACACCUAAGGACAUUAAACUUGAACCUUCCCCCGUAAUUGACAACACACCUGUCGCAACUCAGUUCGAUGUCCCGUUCGAUACGGGGGGUUUUACUGCUCAAACUAGUGAUAUGUUAUCGACCGUUCCGUUUCAACAAAGUAGUAAUGUAGACCAGCUUAUAUCUUCCGCUCCUGGAGAUCAACCAAUGGAUGUACUCCAUCCCGUUUCCUUCAUAGAUGUUGAACAUACAGCAUUUUUGCCCAGUGCAGUCAACACUGGUGUCUCUGGACCAUCGAGAGUUACCGACGUUGAAGGCAUUUUUCAAACACUUCCGGGAGGUGCGACAAGCUCACCAGGUGGCCUUGAUGUUGUGGAUAGUUAUGAAUUUGACGCAGGAUUGGGUAAGUAUUCUUUUCAUCUACAGACAGUGUUCGUAGCGGUCCUUGAAAGUCUAAGUUGAAUGAAGUCUACGUUUCUUUAAAGUCUUUGAAUGGACUGUACUGUUUAUUGCCCUCUUGCCUCAACGACCUCAUGUGUUUUUUUUUAAACUGAAGAAAAAAGACCGAUCAGCAUAUUUACCAGCUAUUUCUUGUAAAUAUGCUGAUGGUCUUUUUUCUCCAGUUUAAAUAAAGUCAUUAUUAUUAUUAUUAUUAUUAUUACGUUUCUUUAAAGUCUUUGAAUGGACUGUACUGUUUAUUGCCCUCUUGCCUCAACGACCUCGUGUGUUUUUUUCCUAUGUCUCCUGCACAAUAGAUUUAUGGAUAGGUUUGUGAUUGGGAUCAAGAUCAUAGAAAACUAGUUCUGUCUGUAACAGGCACGAUAGUUUUACAACUGGGUUACCGGCUUGUUUACCAUGUGUUAUUAUCAAUUUUGUUUAGAUCCAACGUUCGAUAUAGAAGCGGAGAUCGUUGCUGCGGGUGUAGGUAGUGUGACAUCAGAUGGCACUGGUUUUGAUAUCAGUAGUGUUUAUGAACCUGGUGCGUCUACAUCCUCAUCAUCAGGUAUAUUUCUUUUCUUAUCCUAUGGCCACAUACAGUGGGUGUCAAAACUGUUUCCAGUCAGUAUUGAAUGGAUGCUUUUAAUUUUGUACUAUAUUUUCGCACUGUAUCACAACAAUAUUCAAUUUUAGUUUUGGAAUCGAGUAAUUAGAGAAGUAGCGAUAUAAUUUCAGGAUUUAAUGUGCCCUUCCUUAGCGUAUAAAGUAGCUUGAAUUUCUUUUGGCAUGGAGUUUUUAAUUGGUAUAUUGAUUCUCCUGUGAUGUAGUACACCUCGGUUUCCCAGACCUUCAGGCAGUGGAAUAGGAUUUAGUUCUUCUGAACCUUCCAACGGCCCGCUGCACUGUAUUUUGACACACCUAUCUUUGCAGCAAUUUGUCCCUGUGUAAAACCUUUAUUACUCAGGGGAAUUGCUUGUCCCCUAACUUCUUCACUGAGGUCUUUAGCCAUCUUUGGUGUUCAUGCGUGUAGAGGAUCAGAUUAACUUAUGUUAUCACUGAUUAUGGCAAAUUGUGGGAGACAAUAGACUUUAUGCAUAGUGACGUCACAAAGCUUGAUGCCCGUGAGGAAUGCUGGUCUUAGUAGUCAUUGCCCGGGAAAAUUAAACAGUUCAGAAUGGCGACUAUCGAAAUUUUACCGGGCGAUGACCACUAAGACCAGCAUUCUUUGCGGGAAUCAAGCCUUGUGACGUCAUUAUGAAUAAGGUCUAUUGCAGAGCGCAAUGCGCAUGUUCAAGUACCAAAUGUCACUCUAAUUUCAGAAGACAAAAUGAAUUCUCGAAUUUGUGGGAAAAUGGGAGUGGACUCCUACAUUUCGCACCACUGUAUGUCAAAAGCGACGUUUAAAUCCGCGUACAGGGAUAGCCAUCUCUCGGGCAGUGAGAUGUACGUAAAAACCAGUGAACUAUAGACAUGUGAAACCAAGAUGGCGGAAAUUGACGUCCAGUGCUUAUGAAGGUUGUAAACUGUUUGCAUAUUAAUCCAGUCUAUCUCACAAAUUGUAUCGCUAAUCAAGUUGCCAACCCAUAAAACCAUAAUAUAUUAUUUCAAUCGAAGACAGAGCACAAAAUUUUGCCACACUCUUUGUGCCUUGUAUUAACCGCGCAGACAUAAACAACAGAAAGGGACUGGCACUGGGCGUCAUUUUGCGCCAUCUUUGGCUUCACAUUUUGGACGCGAGUUCUUACUCGAGAUGCAUAUGGAGCUCACUCGUAUAAGCAUACACGUUUUGUUGCUAAUUCAUACUUAACAGGAGAAAUUUUGUAAUUUUUAUACAACAAUAAACUUCAAAAAACGUUUACAGUUUUUUUCAAACAAGCAAUCGCAUUCUUGAGUGCCCAUAUUGAUUAAAAGAACCAAGAAAUAAGGCGGGUGUAAGGAAUUCCCCCUCGCCAAAAACAGUCAAGUACAGAUCUGGCAGUUUUCGAGACUUGCGUAAUCCGCGUAUAUGCAAUGUUAAAGGACAUUGGCGAUAAAAAUUAGUUUGUCUCAUUCAAAAGAACUCUUAAUAAACUCUAUUACCGAUUUGUCAUAUCUUGCUUAGCUCUCAAAAUAUUUAGACCGAAAUUAAUGAGUUGUCCGCCAUCUUGGACUAAUUCUUCACCUCAUUAACUAUCUAAAAUGACCGAGUAACAAUAAAAAAUUGUUUGAAAUGUUUGUAAUCAUUUCUAAAUCUCAGACAGCAACCAGAAACAAAGUGUUGGACGGUGGCCGGACAUUUUGCCGAAAGACACUUUGCCGAAAGACAUUUUGCCGAAAGACAUUUUGCCGAACGGACAUUUUGCCGAAACUAAAGAUAUCUUCUGAACUUUAAAGGUUCGCUUACACGGUCAAAGUUUGCGUGAUUAAAGUCAUUGUCGAUUUUGAUGACAGAAACUUUGUAGUGAAAUAUAGUUUCGUUUUAUAUUCUUUCACAUUUUUGACAAGUUUACCGAAAUUUCGCGAUAUAAAGAAUAACAUCAUUCAACAUCAUUCGUGAAUGCGAUUUCCCCGAGAACUGUGAAUGUAUUCCAUGAUUCUCGAAGUGAAAUUCGCUUGCGUUGUCUUUAUAUACACGCUUGGUUGUUUACGACCUGACGUCAAAACACGUCCCUAACAAAUGAGUCAUCCGCUGCACAUGCAAACAAGCUACAAAUAGUCAAUAUGGUUAUGCAUUGCUAGUGACCCUUUAUGCACUGCUAGUGACCCAUUAUGCACUGCUAUGACCAUAUAAUGGUUAUUUUUCGCAAUGGUUGAGAAUUAUAUACAGUUGAGAAAUGAGUCACAGUCCCAAACAUUUUGACGAAAUAACAUCUCUAUUUUCGGCAAACUGUCCGUUCGGCAAAAUGUCCGUUCGGCAAAACGUCCCGGUUCAGCAAAACGUUCGUCGGCAAAAUGCCCGUUCGGGAAAAUGUCUUUCAGGGAAAUGUCUUUCGGCAAAGUGUCUUUCGGCAAAAUGUCCGGGUACCGUGUUGGACCCAUAUUGAUCGCUUACUCUCAAGACAAAAAAUUAACGUGACCCCUCUCUUGACGUAACAAUUAACAAUUCAAUUUAUUUACCACUUCUUUUAGUCGAGGACCUGUAUAUGAGUUUGUAUGCAUUUCAUUUAGGACAGAUAAUCUCAACUGUUUUAGGGUAAGUUGACCAUGACGGUCAACAUGGUAACGCUGCCCGAACCCCAAUCCGGGACGAAACGUCCGAAACUGACCACACCCAAAAACGACGCUUUGGCCAUAGUGCUAUCUACCAAACCAUACAAGCUUCGGCUAUUAUGAAGUGCUUAUAUGGUUCAGAGAUGGUGCUUUUAGGGGUGGUCAUUGGUAAGUGUGAAAUGCCUAGCAAUGAUAUUUCACAAGAAAAUGACCAUGAAAUACUCAUAGUCAAACGUCAAUUUGUAGCUUACAACUUCAGAUAAACAGCAGUGGACCUAUAUUACCUUUUUUCCUAAGUAUUUUUGAUAGAAACAUAAUUGGUGCUUAUUUAAUUAUAUUAUCACUGUUUUGGUGUAAAAUGGUUAAUAUUUUGUGACCGAAAUAAUAAUUUCAAAUGUACCUACCUCCUGCAAUGGACGUAUUUGACCAAAUUGUCCACUUUACUCCGCUGUUUAUCGCAGAUCUCGCUGAAAUCCUUCCAAAUAUGCAAUUCAGCUCAAACAUAACGGUAUCAAGCACAUUUUAAACAAGUUUUAACUGGGUUUCAAGUAGAUCCUACCUGUUUAACCAUCGACAAGGUAAAACCUCAACUUUGUCCAAAUUCGGCGCCAUUUUGUCAUCCCGUUCGGUUGUGCACAUUUCGGUCUCGUUCUUCCAUCGAAGAAGGAUAAGAAGUGAUAAAGACAAAUUUAACCCUUUGUUAAGGGUAUUAAAAUAAAAAUACAAUAAAAAAAGCGAAAUGCAGCAUUUUAUCACCCUGUAAGAUGUUGCUUACGAGUCUUUCAAAACAUUCCGUACAAAUCUCGCGUGGGAAAGUAACAGGGACGUGACAGGGGGGUGGAGACUUAAAAAAUAAAAGCAAAGGCACGCAGAACGCAGUAUAAUGAUAAAACCAACAAUCAACAUUUAAUUUGUAUUUUCAUAUUACAGGUAUUAGUAUGUAUUUAUUUCUCGCUACAAGAAAUAAAACAAACGUUUGUAUCAUUGUAUUUAGUUUUUGUUUAUUUCACGCAGCCUUCGUGAAAGACUUCAACCCCCCUCCCCCCUGUCAGAUGCCUGUUACUUUGCUACACGAGAUUUGUACGGAAUGUUUUGAAAAACUUGUAAGCAACAUCUUACAGGGUGAUAAAAUGCUGCAUUUCGCAUUUUUUUAUUGUAUUUUUAUUUCAAUAGACUUAACAAAGGGUUAAAUUUGUCAUUAUCACUUCUUAUCCUUCCUCGAUGGAAGAAGAAUGAGGACAAAAUGUGCACAACCGAACGGGAUGACAAAAUGGCGCCGAAUUUGGACAAAGUUGAGGUUUUACCUUGUCGAUGGUUAAACAGGUAGGAUCUACUUGAAACCCAGUUAAAACUGGUUUAAAAUGUGCUUGAUACCGGCAUGGAUAAUAAAAUAAAUGGAUAGGAAACUAGCUGACGUGACCUAAUGUUUUUACUGGGAUUGAUGGCGUGGUUGGAUGCCUCAACCUAGUUGAAAAUCAAAUUCUCAAAAACGGCAUGUUUAGCAAUAAUACAGCUAAACAUUUAGUCAAAGAGCAAAUAAAUGUAACCACGCCAUUCUACGAUGAAAACUCUAAGUAUUCCCAGUCAAUUUUAGCAAAUAUUUCAAGCACUAAACAGUGAAAAAUACAUCGCAAAUUUCGUUAAAAUUUGUGACGCCAAUUUCGUAGCUACAAAUGUAAAAAAAUACAAAACAAAGACGAAAAACAUUUACCUUGAAUAGUUUGUCGUGGCUUAGGCAUGUUUUUAAAACAAUUAGCCCAGUUUACGCUUCAAGAUCACCCUUUUAAAGUGGAAAAUAUAGCAAAACAAGUUAAACAACAAGUAUGCCGAGAACUUUGGUAACAUUUGCAAUACGCGUGACGUCACGUUUUUCAACAAGGAUGCAGUCAAUGACGUCAGAAGUUUCCAAUCCAUUUAUUUUAUUAUCCAUGAUACCGGUAUGUUUGAGCUGAAUUACAUAUUUGGAAAGAUUUUAACAAGAUCUGCGAUAAACAGCGGAGUAAAGUGGAGAAUUUGGCCAAAUACGUCCAUUUGCAGGCGGUAGGUACAUUUCAAAUUAUUAUUUCGAUCGCAAAAUAUUAACCAUUUUACACCAAAACAGUGAUAAUAUAAUUAAAUAAGCACCAAUUAUGUUUCUAUAAAAAAGAUUUAGGAAAAAAGGUAAUAUAGGUCCACUGCUGUUUAUCUGAAGUUGUAUGCCACAAAUUGACGUUUUACCAAUGACCACCCCUAAAUGCACCAUCUCUGAACCAUAUAAGCACUUCAGAAUAGCCAAAGCUUGUAUGGUUUGGUAGAUAGCAGUAUGGCGAAAGCGUCGUUUUUGGGUGUGGUCGGUUUCGGGCAUUUCGUCCCGGAUUGGGGUUCGGGCAGCGUUACCAUGUUGACCGUCAUGGUCAACUUAUCCUAAAACAGUUGAGAUUAUCUGUCCUAGACUAUUUCAGUUAUUUACAUUUAUUAUUGUAAUAAUAUUUAGGUAGAUAUUUAUAUUUAUGUAUGUCAAAUUGAAAGUGGCGAGAAGACCUCAGGAAGUCAAAGACUUGUAUUAAGCACAGAGGGUCCAACUAAGAGCUGUCAGCUGUGUUAUGAAUAUGUAUAAAACAUUAAUUAAACGUAAUAUGAAUAAAACAUCAAACGUAAUAUAUAUAAAGUAUUGCACUUGUAUAAAUCAUAAAAGCUUGCAUUUGUAGUCAAUAGCUUCAAACAGGGCGCUUAUAUAUGCUCAGAAACAUUGCUCCGAACGAUUGUUCAAUUAUUGCGAAUAAAUUGACAAAACGAAAAUAUUACAUGACGUUCCAACGAAAAUAACAGCAAGGAUUGCGGGCGCGAGCGGAAGGCGAAGGGUGAAUAUAUUCCCCAUCGAUAUAGGAGAUCUAGAUUGCUAACGCAUACCUAGCGCAGGCGGGGCCUACAUGAUAAAUCCAAGAUGGCGGUACAAGAGGGCAAAAAGACUAUAGAUUCUAUUACGAAAAUCAAUAUUUUUGCAUUUUUUGCCGUCGCAUUGUUUUGAAACUUAUUCGGUCAAAUUGUAUGGUAAAGAGAAACUUACCGCGAAGAUUUUGAGCAUAUUUAUGAUUGAAUUGGAUGAAAACUCGCAAAAUUAUCCAGCGAUAAAAGUUCGUGUAUAGUACUGAUAUAGUACUAUAUAUGUAACUUGUACAGUUUUGCUUUAAUUUUUGCUCACUAUUUGCAUAGAAAGCAAAUUAUAACCGCCAGACCAUAGAUGAUAGACCCUUAUCCAGUGCUCUCAUCAGUUUACUUCUCUAACAAGCAAGGAGGGGGGUGGGGGUACAUAACAGUUCAUUUUUCAUAAUUAUGAGGACAGAGCAGAUGAUGAUGAAAGAUGCAAGUAUAAAACACCAUUCACAAGACUAGAUGUUAACAUAGCACAGUAUUUCUGGCAAUAAAACGCUCCAACUGACCAACUGACCAUUUCACACGAACUUUUAUCGCUGGAUAAUUUUGCGAGUUUUCAUCCAAUUCAAUCAUAAAUAUGCUCAAAAUCUUCGCGGUACGUUUCUCUUUACCAUAAAAUUUGACCGAAUAAGUUUCAAAACAAUGCGACGACAAAAAAUGCAAAAAUCUUGAUUUUCGUAAUAGAAUCUAUAGUCUUUUUGCCCUCUUGUACCGCCAUCUUGGAUUUAUCAUGUAGGCCCCGCCUGCGCUAGGUAUGCGUUAGCAAUCUAGAUCUCCUAUAUCUAUGAUAUUCCCUCGCCUUUUCGCUCGCGUGCCCGCAAUCGUUGAUGUUAUUUUCGUUGGAACGUCAUGUAAUAUUUUCGUUUUGUCAAUUUAUUCGCCAUAUUUGAACAAUCGUUCGAAGCAAUGUUUCUGAGAAUAUAUAAGCGCCCUGUUUGAAGCUAUUCACUGUAAAUGGAAGCUCUUAUGAUUUAUACAAGUAAGUGCAAUAAUUUAAGUAUAUUACGUUAUGAUGUUUUAUUCAUAUUACGUUUAAUCAUAGACAAUCAAAGGAAUGGACUGGAAACGCUCGGCAAAACGCUAUGAUGCGAACGCGGCAUCCGUGAUACGGGCUAGCACGUAUCAAUUCAUCAGUUACCGUGGCAACUGGCCUGUAAAAAAGUUUAAAAAAUGUAGAUUUUGCAUAUAUUUUUUCCCUUCUUUUUAACAAACGCAAAGGUAAAAGAUAAAAAAGAUAUUUUUUGGCGGUACCAAAAACAGAGAAUAUAUGCCAAGGUGAGUACGUGUAUAUUUUUAAUUUUCCCUAUAAAAACAAUCAUUAUAAGGCCACUACAAGUUAAUCUUUAGUUUCUGGUCCGGCUUUACCUUCGUUUACGACGCGGGCGGGCGGGUGGUUAGGACUAUAGGACAUAAUUACAAUUGUGGCUUUGCCCACAUUUUUGUGGUCCAUCUUGUCCCUUUUCAUGCUAAUUGUAUCAAAAUGUUAUGAAAUUUUACAUAAAUUGCAUUUAUAUUAUUUAUAAAUCGACAUUCAUGACAGAUUACAAAGGAUUUACAUAUCAAAAUGAUCUAUUAAUUUUUUUUUUUAAUUUUGUAAAUUGGAUAUUUAUCGUUCUAUAAGUUAAAUCCUUCGCGAAAAUUUUCAAGAACUAGAAAUUAAUUGUAAACAACAAAAUAGUCCUGAAAUAAUACUUUACGGAGAAAGGAUGCGGGCGGCGGACCAGAAACUAAAGAUUAACUUGUAGUGCCCUAACUUCGGUUUUUCACAACGUUGACAAAACAAUUACGCACGUAUAUUACGUCUCUCCCUGUGUGGUUAUAUUUCGAACCCUGGAACUUGGCGACAAAGCUGUCACUUGUCUGCUAAGGCAUAUAGUUAUGCUCUCAUAUGUAAUGUUGAUUCCACUAGGACGUUCACAAAUCCCUGCGAUAUACAAAUUUUGUAAUAAAUAUUUUUUUAACAGCUCACCUUGCGCGACUACGAAAAGAUGUCAAUUUUUGUUGUUCUAAAUCCGAACCCUGUAACUACAGUUUUAAAAGAGUUUGGGAUUUUAAGGGUACAUAUUUUGAACAAGAAUAGACUAAUGAGCUCCACUAUCGCUUUUUGUGGCUAGCCCGUUUGCGGGCUAGCCAUUAUCACAUAGUACACAAACGCGAUGAGCGAUGAUGAUCAUGGUGUCCAGUCCGGAUUUUCGUAAAGUAUCGGAAGCAAUCGGAAGCGCCCGUAUUUUUCUGCCGACAUUUCACAUUUGCAUUUCGAGGCAAUACUAGUGAUGUUGUUACGACGCAGUACUAGUGAGGUUGUUAAACCAGAUAAUUAAAAUAAAGUUUAUCUUCAUGGCUUCAACCUAUGGUGUCGAAACCGAUCAGAAAUUGCGCGUACUUGCCGUGUAAAUAUGGGUUUUGAUUUGCACUUUUGACUGAUUUGCGGUCCAUUUGCCAUCUUGAAUUGUCUUCUUGUUGAGAUUUCAUAUCUCAAUUGCAUUCGAAAUGUUUGGUAUUUUAAAGAAGGGUAUUGUUUGGAGGAGGUUUAUAAUGCAGCGAAUAAAACCAGCAUUGGAUAAUUUGGUAAAAGACCAGAAACUGUGCAUCGAACUCGUUUAUUUGAAAGCUUUAAGUAUACCUUUUCUUCAGACAUUGACAGCGUCUCAAAUGUCUACAUAUUUGUAAUAAACCUAUAAAGGAUUAUUGCGUCUGUCUGUCUUAGGAGUUAUAUAGUCGAAUAAUUCAGCAUGAUUUGUCUCACGUUCUCUUAUAAGUUGACUAAUAUUGCAUUAAAAGUGGUAAAAGUUGGUGUGCUAACCAAGAUUUCAGUGUAUUUGUUUGCUAAUAUUGCUAGGCCUAUAUCUCAAACGCUAUUUGCCUAUUAAAAUAUCAUAUGACACGCAAUUUUAAUUCCACGGCAAAACUGCUGUUGCGCAAAUAACAAAUGCGAGAUUAAAUCUAUAUGGCAGUAUUACAAUUACAGUUUAGUAAUAUUGCAUUAAAAGUGGUAAAAGUUGGUGUGCUAACCAAGAUUUCAGUGUAUUUGUUUGCUAAUGUUGCUAGGCCUAUAUCUCAAACGCUAUUUGCCUAUUAAAAUAUCAUAUGACACGCAAUUUUAAUUCCACGGCAAAAAACAUAACAAACGCGAGAUUAAAUAUAUGGCAGUAUUACAGUUUAGGUAUCUUUUAAAUUGCUAAUAGAUCACACGGAAACUUUUUACAAUCGUUAUAUUCAAAAGCCUAGCGUGCAAAUUCACAUAUUUGUGUUUAUUCAAGUGUUAUUCAAGUAAAGCGUGAAACUCCACUGACAAAAUGAGCCCGCACAAGUCGGAGAAAAUUUGCGCAUUCUGACCAUCGUGGUGUGUCAGUUAACCAGCAUGGCAGGCUUUCUGGGUUUGGAGGAGGGUUUGGGGAGUUAAAGUUUACCAGGCUAGCCACAUGUACGCAUUGCGUACCUAUUUUUUAAACUUCUUUUUGGCAAAACAAACUCAAAAAUCAAUAUUGAAUGCGUGUGCACUGUCUUUGAAAACACAAAUGUCGCUAUUUUUGUUUUUCGAGUAUACACUUACUUCGAACCCUGUUACUACAGUUUUAAAACAGUUUAGGAUUUUAAAGUCACAUAUUUUGAACAAGAAUAGACUAAUGAGUUCCACUAUCGCUUUUUUAAACUUCUUUUUGCGUCAAUAAGGCUAAAAAUAAUCAAUGACUGUGUGCAUACUAUUUUUGACAACACAAAUGUCGCCAGAUUUGUUUGCGAAGUAUGCACUUCAUAUUUCGAACCCUGCAACUAUAUAGUGUUAAACAGUUUAGGUUUUUAAAAUUACCUAUUUUGAACAAGCACGAGUUCCACUACCGUUCUUUACUUCUUUUUUGGUCAAACAAACCCGAAAAUCAUCAUUGAAUGCGUGCGUACUGUUUUUGACAACACAAAUGUCGCCAUUGCCCUGGUGUUUAUGUGCAUGGGUACCUACUGUAUUAAUAUACUUCCAAUAAAGUUCAAACGAUUUUUACAUUAACUUGACACCUCUUAUUCAAAUUAAACUUUAACUAAGUCAAAAUAUGUGACUUUAAAAUCCUUAACUGUUUUAAAACUGUAGUUACAGGGUUCGAAGUAUAAGUGUAUACUCGAAAAACAAAAUUAGCGACAUUUGUAUUUUCAAAGACAGUGCACACGCAUUCAAUAUUGAUUUUUGAGUUUGUUUUGCCAAAAAGAUGUUUAAAAAAGCGAUAGUGGAACUCAUUAGUCUAUUCCUGUUCAAAAUAUGUGACCUUAAAAUCCCAAACUCUUUUAAAACUGUAGUUACAGGGUUCGGAUUUAGAACAACAAAAAUUGACAUCUUUUCGUAGUCGCGCAAGGUGAGCUUUUAAAAAAUAUAUUUAUUACAAAAUUUGUAUAUCGCAGGGAUUUGUGAACGUCCUAGUGGAAUCAACAUUACAUAUGAGAGCAUAACUAUAUGCCUUAGCAGACAAGUGACAGCUUUGUCGCCAAGUUCCAGGGUUCGAAAUAUAACCACACAGGGAGAGAUGUAAUAUACGUGCGUAAUUGUUUUGUCAACGUUGUGAAAACCCGAAGUUAUAAUGAUUGUUUUUAUAGGGAAAAUUAAAAAUAUACACGUACUCACCUUGGCAUAUAUUCUCUGCUUUUGGUACCGCCAAAAAAUAUCUUUUACCUUUGCGUUUGUUAAAAAAAAGGGAAAAAAUAUAUGCAAAAUCUACAUUUUUUAAACUUUUUUACAGGCCAGUUGCCACGGUAACUGAUGAAUUGAUACGUGCUAGCCCGUAUCACGCGUUCGCAUCAUAGCGUUUUGCCUCGCGUUUCCAGUCCAUUCCUUUGAUUGUCUAUGGUUUGAUUAAUAUUUUUUAUUCAUAUUUAUAACACAGCUCUUAGUUGGACCCCCUGUGUAUUAAGAGGCCAUCUCAUUGUUAUUCAGAACAAAGUUGGGUUGUUUUUUUUUUCCAAAAGAAAUUAUUUGUUGUUUAUAAAUUAAGCUCCUAUUGAAUUGUACAUGCACUAAUUGUUUUCAAUCAAAUAUUUUUUCAAUUUUCUUUUUUUUCUUCAAUAUCCUCAAUAAUCCAAGAUGGCGAACACAAUUAUUGCAAAAACAAUGGCAAAGUUGAUCUAUAAUCAACUCUAUGAAUAUUUUAUAAAAAAUGACAUGCUUACAAAUUCUCAACAUGGCUUUAGACCUAAUCAUUCCACAGUUACUGCAAUGGUGGAAAUUACGAAGAAAUGGUUUCAUAAUAUUGAUGUCGGCCAAUUAAAUGGGGUGGUAUUUCUUGAUCUUAACAAGGCAUUCGGUACUGUAGAUCAUGAAAUACUACUUCAUAAAUUACAUCUUUAUGGGAUAAAAGGAAUUGCUCUUAAUUGGUUUCAGAUCUUACUUAUCAAACAGAAAGCAAUAUUGUCGGGUAAACGAUCACCUUUCCCACCCACUGGAAAUGGUCUGCGGUAUACCUCAAGGGUCCAUACUUGGACCACUAUUGUUUCUUAUAUACGUUAAUGACCUUCCCAAUUGCUUAGAACAUACAAGAUGCAAUAUGCUCGCUGAUGAUACACAACUUGAUACAUCUAGCAAUAAUAUUGAUUCGAUUGCUAACAUUUUGAAUGAAGACUUGAUAAAUGUUUCUGAUUGGAUGAAGACAAAUAAAUUAAGCCUAAAUGCUAACAAAACAGAAUACAUGGUUAUUGGUUCACAUAAAAGGCUUCACCAAACCCAAACGAAAGUGAUCCGCCAGUUACUUUGGGCGACAAUCAAAUAAAAAGAGUUAACGUUACAAAAUCGCUUGCAUUAAUGAUCGAUGAGACAUUAACUUAUAAUAAUAAUAAGUACAACAAAUACUUGAACAUUCUGCAGAAAACAUUUCUGACGCGCGGUACAUGACAGUGAAUGUAUUAUUUUUUUCAUUCAAUCUCACAUUUUUAAAAAAAAGUCUUGUGCAUGCACCGCUAUAUUACAGUAUUAGUUUUUUUAAUAUUAACGAUAGUGUACACAUAUGCUCUAUAUAUAAACUAAUUUUCAUUCUGUAAUGUUAUUGAUGUUAUUAAAUGUUUUACAGCAUGUACAUAUAUCACAAGUAUUGUAUUGUGUAUUGUAUUGUAUUGUGAACUUUAUUUAGUCACGGUGGACUCAUCAGGAUUUUACACACUUAUGAUAAAGUAACAAAGGAAAUUAGAUAUAUGAUAAAUUAUACUAUACAUAUUUACAAAACUACCUGUUUUUCAUGAGUGCCGUGCAUUAAAUGGAUAAAAUUAGAUAAAAUAUUUAAAAAUUAUUGAAUGAAGUUGCUACAGUCAGACUUAAAUUUAUGUAAAGUACUAGCCUGUCUUAACUCAGUAGGAAGAGAAUUCCACAGUACUGCACCGCUAUAACUAAAGCUAUUUUUCAAGUAAUUAGUACGCGGUAGUGACAAAGCUAGUUUGUUACUGGUGUCUCUCAAUGCAUAAUUUGUGAUACUAUUGCGAUCAACAAACAUAUUAGAAAGAUAAUCUGGAGCAAGACCAUUCAAGGAUUUAUACACCAUGAUAGCCUUGGUAAGCCUACGCUAAGAUACAAGAUUUUUCCAUCCAAGACUUUCGAAAAGAUAAUCGGCAUUUGUAUCAUAACUAGAAGAUGUCAAUACCCUGGCAGCACGAUUUUGUAAUUUUUGCAAUUUGUUAACUAGAUAACUACUGCAACUAUCCCAGACAGCAGAGCAGUAGUCGAAAUAUGGUUGAACUAAGCACUUGUAAAUAAGUUGCAUUGUGGUAAAAGGAACAUAAGGUCUAAUGCGUUUUAGUGCACCAAUACCGGAAGCAACUUUUUUACUCAGUUUCUCAAUAUGAACAUUCCAGGAUAAGUUCUCAUCAAUGUGUACGCCGAGUGAUUUUGUAUGAGAGACUUGUUUAACUGGAACGUUAUUUAUUACUAAUAAAGGAGUAGAUUGAAAAGUGUUUAUUCUUUGGCGAGAGCCAAUUAGCAUAAAUUCAGUUUUAGUCUGGUUUAAAGUAAGUUUGUUUGCUGAUAACCAUUCACUGACAUUAGCAAGAUCCUCGUUAAGAUUAUGAUUAAUUUCAUGUAUGUUAUUACUUGCAUAUGUCAAAUUAGUGUCAUCAGCAAACAUUCGUGCCCGAGAGUGUAUUAGACAAUUAGGAAGAUCAUUAAUAUAGAUCAAAAAUAAAAGCGGGCCUAAUAUAGUUCCCUGAGGAACCCCACAUUGUAGUAAUCGAUUCGAGGAGAAAUGACCGUUAACAAAACACUUUUGAUUACGUUCAUUUAGAUACGAUCUUAACCAGUUACCCGCAGUUCCCUUGAUUCCAUAUGCAUUAAGUUUGUUCAGCAAUAUUUCAUGAUCUACAGUGUCGAACGCUUUUUUAAGAUCAAGAAACAUUACAGCAUUUACAUUACCACUGUCAAUAUUAUAAGCCCAUUCGUUGGUAGCCUCAAGAAGAGAGGUGACAGUAGAAUGUAGGCCUCGAAAUCCCGAUUGAUAAUUAGUUAAUAAUUCACUUUCAGCUAUAAAUAUAUAUAGCUGAUCAUAAAUUACCCUUUCAAAAACCUUAGCCACAAUAGGAACAAUAGAAAUGGGACGAUAGUUAUCAACGCAAUUGCGUUUGCCUUGUUUGUAUAUAGGAAUAACUUUAGCACAUUUCCAUUCGUUUGGGAAUAUGCCUGUAGUGAUAGAACGAUUAAAAAUAAGACAGAGGGAUUCUGCAAUUAAGUCAGAGCAUUCUCUAAUUAACCUAGAAGAUAUUUUGUCUAAACCUGUUGCUUUAGAAGUGCUUAACGUGGACAGUAAUGCGUAAACGGUUGGAAUACUUAUUUCCCUCAGUUGAAAAAUAGCAUUAUUUUGGUUAGGUAAAUAAUCAAGAUAAGACCGAUUGCUAUAAUUAAGAUUAAUUUUAUCCGCAAGGUCUGGUCCGAUGUUUGAAAAGUGAUCAUUAAACGCAUCAGCAAUUUUGCUAGGGUCAUUAAUUAAUACGCCAUUCAAAUCAACCUCGCCAAUGUGAGGGCUUUUCCUAUUUUUAGAAGUAAGUUCAUUAAUGAUCUUCCAGGUCUUAUUAGGAUUGUCUUUAUUAUCAUUGAAAGAAUUUUUGAAAUAGGCCUGCUUUGCGUAGAAGAUUUCAGAAUUAACAAAAUUACGCAUUUUCUUAAAAGAAAGCCAAUCUUGAGUAUCGUUGGAACGAAUUGCUUUAAUUUUUAGGACAUCUCGCCUAUGCAUUUUAUCUUUCAAAAGAGAUGUGAUCCAAGGCGAUUUAAUAGCCUUAACGCGCUUAGCUCGAAUUGGGGCGUGCUUAUCUGCGACAGAAUUGAAUGUGGCUUUCCAAGCAUGCCACAUGUCAUUAGGGUUUUCGUACUGAUUGAUAUAGUUCCAACUCUGUUGACUAAUAUCAUUACGAAAUUUAGCAGAAUCAAAGUUUUUAAACUUUCUGUAGUUUAUUGAAGAAUGUACCCCCGUCGAUGAACCCACAGAAAGUUUCCGAAAGGCGUAAAUAAGACUAUGAUCGCUUAUACUCACAUGAGAAACACCAGAGCAAACAACCUUGUCAGGAGUAUUUGUGAAAAUAUGAUCUAACAAUGUUGAGGAGGAGUCUGUGAUUCGAGUAGGUUCAUUUAUAAGCUGAGAAAGAUUAUAUAAAUCGGCAAUAUCCAUGAGUGACUUCGAAUCAUGAUCUAAGACUGUAGAGCUCAAAUCACAGUUGAAGUCGCCCAUGAGGUAAUACUCGAUAUUUUCGGAAUCGAGCAUACCUAGAAGAAUUUCAAAAUAAUUAAACAUUGCUACAGGCGAAUUAGGAGGCCUGUACCAAGUGGUAAUAAGAAAAGGCUUGGCUCUAGGUUUAUUAACUGAAAUACACAGGUUUUCCAAUUGCUCAAAAGAUAGAUCAUGCCGAACUGAAAAAUUUAUACAGCUACGAAUAUAAAAACAAACCCCACCGCCAAAUCUACCAUUGGAAUCUCUAUCUCGCCUAACAAUUUCGUAUCCAGGUAUGUGUACUUCGUUGUCACCAACCGUAGAGUCAAGCCUUGUCUCAUUAAUAGCCAGUACAUCAAUCACAUUAUUUGAUAGAUAGAUUCUAAGCUCAUCAAUAUGUUUGACUAAACUGGUGAUAUUAAGUAAGGCAAGUUUAAAGCCACUCCUGUUUGGCAAGAGCAGGUUUUGAAUGUUAGAAGUAGUUUGCAUAGUCUUAGAUUGAACAUUAUUUACUGAAUUAGCAACUCUAGACAACGUAAUAUCAUGUCAAUUUUCUAAGUUAUUUAUAAACUCUUUGAAAUUGUUUUGGAGGGAUAUACUGCCUAAUUUAUUUAAAUGGAGACCUCUACUGUUGAGGUGACUAGUCACGGGCAAUAGGACAGGUGUAGUGUUGUUAAAUAAAAAGUUAGAAAUGGUAUUGUACUUACCCAUGUAUUAUAAUUAUGUUUAGAAGAUCAGAAUAUUCAUAAAUUCUUAUUUUGUUUCAUAAAUAGUUCUUUAAUAUUCGAAACAAAUUCCACAUCUACUUUGUCUGCCGCCGCCAUGUUUACUCGUCCCAAUCUACAUACUACACGGCAUUGCCGCCCCUCCUGGCAAAAUAAUAAGCAAGCGAGAAAAAUUAAGGAGAAAAUAAGAGGGUAGGAACACUGUGGGCGUUUCGUGGGCGUUUCAUCGCUCUGGGCGAAUCAGCUUUCUCAAUCUUGUAUCACAUGACUAAUUCAAAUCGUCAUAGGCGGGAAGCAGCAUUACACGUCAUCCCUACGUCAAAUAAAACGUUAUAAAACGCGUCGUGGAUACGCUUGUGCCAUAUAUGGAAGUUAUGGAUACGUUUGUGCCAUAUAUGGAAGUGUCACUGCAUCCAGCUUAUGACAACGAUGUUCCUACCCUCUUAUUUUCUCCUUAAUUUUUCUCGCUUGCUUAUUAUUUUGCCAGGAGGGGCGGCAAUGCCGUGCAGCAUGUAGAUUGGGACGAGUAAACAUGGCGAUGGCAGACGAAGCAGAUAUGGAAUUUGUUUCGAAUAUUAAAGAACUAUUUAUGAAACAAAAUAAGGAUUUAUGAAUAUUCUGAUCUUCUAAACAUAAUUAUAAUACAUGGGUAAGUACAAUACCAUUUCUAACUUUUUAUUUAACAACACUACACCUGUCCUAUUGCCCGUGGACUAGUGUUAAUAUUAGCGUUUUUAAGGAAGGGAAUAUUGUUCAUAUGACAAAGAUUUUCUAAGGUGGAGUUGACUUGAUUAACCUUGGUGGCUAAUAUCGGGCAAUCAUAAGUACUGUAAAGUUAUAAAUAUCUCAAAAUAUACAAGUUUUCUUAGAACGACCUGAAUAUUAUAUGCUAUAUUUCCUGUAUUUAGUCCCCUUCCCCCCUUCUAAUUAACCCCAGUCUAUUUUACAUUUGAAUAUGAAUGAAAAAAUGCUCAAAGACUGAGUACAUGAUAAAGGGGUAAACGCCACACGACCUACAAAGUCGAUGGGGGUAAUGACUAGUAUACACAAGCUGAGGAGGUCUAUUUUAACUAGAUUGUUUAUCAUAACUGCUUCACAUUCAUUGCGUAUAAUUGUUUUACUUUGUAGCUAUGACUGGCACUUUUGAUCUCGACUCAACGUUUGAUUUGGAGACAUUGGUAUCUGGAUCUCAGACGGGCGAAGGUUCAAGCUUAGAAUGGGGUUUGGGCAACAAUGGAGGAAGUGAUAGCUAGUCAUAAAGAGGCAUAGCGCCAUGUUUUUGCUGACAUUCACAUUUUGGUUCAAUUUCUAACCUGCUAAUGGAUACACGUGGGCGUACGAUAUUGGGGUAUUCUUUGCGGCCUGUGGACGAGGUUGUACAUUUUGCACUUAGUGAUAUAAUUACGUAUGUAAAAUCCAUUUCGCACCAAUUUUUUCUAUAAUAUCCUUUACGCUUAUACGAAAAAAUAAGCAGCAAUAAUACGUACAAUGGCGCGAGAUGGCGUGAGCAAGGCGCUACGUCAGGUCGUUAAUAUUCUCGGAGACAUGAAUAGUUACGUGGGUUUGGUCAUAAAGCAUAACGUUUUGUUUUCGCGAUUGUAUUAAUUAGCGAGCCACCUUAAAAAGGGGAAAAAUGUAAAUAUACGAUCGUCAGACGACCGCUAACCGCAAAUAAAAUUAUUGAAAUUAUUAUAAUUUUAAGCUUACUUUAAUUUUAAGCUUUUAGAAAUAUUUAAAUAAUUUUAAGUUUACAGAAAAGUAAACAUGUAAAGUAUUAGAACUAGUAUGUACAGUAUAAUACAGUCGAACCCCUAUAAGCGGACACCUCUCUUAAGCGGACACCUCCUUUAAGCGGACACAUAUCUCAGGUCCCAUUCGGUUUCUUUAAUAAAAUACUAUUAUCAUAACCCCUAUUAAGCGGACACCCCUCUUUAACGGACGCGGACACCUUUCUGGAGGUCCCAAUGGGCAAAUCAACCUCUCUUAAGCGGACAGAUGA
This is a messenger RNA of Paramuricea clavata, 24948 nucleotides long. Lineage: Eukaryota; Metazoa; Cnidaria; Anthozoa; Malacalcyonacea; Plexauridae. The record is from the annotation of a GenBank genome assembly.